Symbiodinium sp. CCMP2592 is the source of this 759-nucleotide messenger RNA. The record is from the annotation of a GenBank genome assembly. NCBI's taxonomy places the organism in Eukaryota, Dinophyceae, Suessiales, Symbiodiniaceae.
AUGCUGAGGCCUCGCCAAGUGAACCAUAAUUCUGCGGGGCGUGUUACACGCCGGGAGCUCACCUGGCACUCGGGUCCUGGGCUACUCGGUGUGAUCUGCAGGGGCCCGGAUGGUUUUUGUCCUCCAGAGAACCCGACUCGGAACCUGCACGAUGUUGCGGGCGGAUGCUCCAACUGGGCGCACUGGAGAACCGCCACCCUGGAGGUCGCAGGUACACGAGGCUGGAGUAGCUGGGACACCUGCUGCUCCUCCACACCUGGACGAAGCUUCUUCGCCAGGGUGGAGGAGUUCGGCAACGGGAGCAUUCGUGUUUCCGGACUCUGCGACGUGGAGGGUGCCAGGAAAGCUGCCAAUCAGGUCUACCACCUUGCCGGCACAACAGCUGGUGGCCAGCACUGGUACGUCUCUAGCGAAAGGAUUGAAGGUUUCAGCGCGCAGGGCUACGCACACGACGCAGAGCAAAGGCAGGGCGAGGCAGCACAGAGCGACGGAGUCGCAUUCCCUCUGGCCCUUCCAAUCGCCGCUGGCAUCGUCCUCAACAUUCUGGUUCUUAGUCUUCGGCACUGGCGGCGGCGUGCCGCAGCGAGCGUCCAGGAACUUGAGCCGCCGCCUGUGCCGCAGGAGUCUGCUGGGACACCGCUAGAGACUUCCCCAGGUUCAGAAGAGCCCAGCUCCAGCCGUGUCAUCGGAAAGCCUGACGAAUCCGACGGCGAAGCAGAGGAUGAUCCUGCCAGCGAGCCAGCGCAGAUCAUGAUUUAG